AUGGCGGAGUCGCAGCCAAAGGAGUACACGGCGUUGUCUUAUACCUGGGGAGAUUCCGUGUUUGAUGCGAGCAUAAUCAUUGAUGGUCAGCGAGCGAGUAUCACCACUAGUCUCAAGAACGCGUUGGUGGAGCUGAGUAAGAUCGAAAAUCUAACGCAAGGAAAAUGGUGGAUUGACCAGGUUUGUAUCAACCAAUCCGACGUCGAAGAACGCAACGCGCAGGUAGGUUUGAUGCGCGAGAUAUACAAAUUGUCGCGCGGUGUUACUAUCUGGCUCGGAGAGCCUGUGGACCCCAGUUAUAAUGCCAUCGAUGUGAUUAAGGGCGCCAUCCUGCACAAUGACCGUCAACCCGGGCGUAGGGAGCGACAACAUAAGAAGUCCACAAUAGAGGUGGUCCAGAAAAACUGGGAAGAAUUGCGGCGGUUUUUCCAAAUGCCUUGGUGGUCGCGGUGCUGGGUACGUCAGGAGGUUGGUUAG
Molecule: messenger RNA, 477 nt
Organism: Eremomyces bilateralis CBS 781.70
Lineage: Eukaryota; Fungi; Ascomycota; Dothideomycetes; Eremomycetales; Eremomycetaceae
Exons: 2
Coding region: 1-477 (158 amino acids)
Source: RefSeq, a predicted model, not a curated record